AUGGCGCAGACCCAACCGCAACCACAGGAGAACACUCCCGACGUGGACCCAAAAGAAUUCUAUGGAUAUUUGUUUGAUGAGAAUAAGAGUCCGACGCCAGUACUAAAUGCGCUGUUGAGAGGAGUCGCGAAUCAUAUUAUAGAGAAUGUGGGAAGUAAAGAAGAUAAAUUCCUAACGCCAGAGAAGUUGGCACUUUUCUAUAAAGCUGUUGGUGGAAAUUAUGAUUCUCUUUUUGUGGAGACGACACAUCCAUCCAUCUCUUGGAUUUAUGCCUCGAUAGGCUGUCAACAUACAUUAAACCCGACGAAAGAUGAUUUUGCCCCCCCUUCAAUACCAUGUCUCACUGUGCGAGGAUUCGUACGAUGGCAAUCGAUAGAAAUACUUUUGGGGCCCGAGGAACAUGUGCCAUUCCUCCAAACCGCCGUCCGAGAUUUCGAAAUCAAAAAUCCAGAUACGGGAGAGAGAUUCCCAAUUGAUUUGCCAAAAGAAGCGUUCCCAUUGGUGCCGGAUGCGGGAAUAGAGGAAUGGCAUCGGACGUGUGCAGAGAAAUUACGCAAACGAGCAACGCCGGAUGAUGAAGAGGAUGCUUCCACACCGGACCUCCCGCCGAGACCGAAAGUACAAGCAACAUACGUUCAUGUUCGGCCUUCGCCCAGGGUCCCAGAGCCAACACCAACAAAUGCUGCGCAUCCCCGCAGCGGCUAUUUCGAACCUUCCACUCGUGAGUCUACCCGUGAGUCUACUCGCGAGCCGCCUCGGGAAUCUACUAGGGAAUCUACUCGUGAAUCUACUCGUGAAUCCACCCGGGAAUCUACUCGUGAGCCUCCUCGCGAAUCGGCGACCCGUGAAUCCACUACCCGUCGACCCAGUCGACCUAUACCUUACACCCAUGUCUCAGCAUCUCGACCUCAACGACCCCCUCUCAACCGAUCACCCACUCAUCGGGUGCGUCAAUUUCUCGCUCCAGAAGAACCAUAUGCACCCCGUAUACCCCGCGGUCGUCAUCGCAGUUUUCCCAAUCUAAGUUCACCCGUCUCAGAGGACGCUCCUACUUUCCAUGCGCACCCCGCUCCCCCAGCCGAUCCCCACCAUCCCCAUCAUCAUGUCCCGGUUCCGGACCCGCCGCACCCCGCUCACCCGCGAAGACAUAGUCAUCCGCGACAAUCCCGCCACGCACCCAUUGUUUCCGAUUCCUCCGAUUCGUCCAGCGAUACCAGCGUGACUUCGGAUUCGGAAGACGAUCCUUCCCCGAAAACUCGCACGGUUCCGAUAAAAACAUCGACAAGUGGACGGUCCCUACCAAGACAUCCGCAAACUGCUUACAUGUCACGAAGUGCUGGAGCGGAUAGUCCUCGGGUGUUUGCAUUUCCAUCUACGGCGCCGGGUAGUACGAUGCCGUCUCCGGUUUCGGAUGCGAGGGAAAGGGAGAGGGAGAGGGAGAGACAGAGAGAUAUUGAGGAGAAAGUGAGACGGGGUCAGUAUCCGACUAACAUUGAUUUGAAUGGGAAAUUGAGCGCGCCGUUUUUGGCAGGGAGGAGGAAGAGAGAGGCGGGGAGAGGAUCGGUUGAUAUUGAUAGGGAGAGGGAGAGGGAUAGGGAGAGAGAAAAGGGAAGAAGUGAUAGUAGAGGUGUGAAGUGGAGGGAUUUGGGGGAUAUUGCGGAGAUGUGGAGGAAUGGGGGGAUGAGAGGGGAGGGUGUUGGUAGUCAUUCUCAUCAUGUGAGUGGAGGGAGUGGUGGAGAAAGUGGGCGAGAGAGUGGAGAAGGGAGGGGAAGUAGGAGGCACAGUAGUCGAGAAGAUAGGAGUGAUAGGGAUAGGGAUAGAGAUCGCGAAAGGGAGAGGGAAAGGGAUCGAGAUCGAGAGAGGGAUAGGGAUCGAGAUCGAGACCGAGAUGAGCGGGAUAGGGGAGAUAGGGAAAGAGAUUACAAGAGAAGGGAACGACCUAGGCUACAAACGAGACAUAGUAGUCAUGAGGAAAUCCCCGCAAGAAGGAUCAGAACGGAAAGAGCGGAUAGAGAGAGAGAUGAUGAAUACGAAGGGAGGAGUUUCAGAGAGAGAGAUCGAGAGAGAAGAGAAAGGGUUGUGAGUCCCGUGAGGGGAGUAGAUGGGAGGAAAUAUCCGGAUUGGAGAUGA
Molecule: messenger RNA, 2130 nt
Organism: Botrytis fragariae
Lineage: Eukaryota; Fungi; Ascomycota; Leotiomycetes; Helotiales; Sclerotiniaceae
Exons: 3
Coding region: 1-2130 (709 amino acids)
Source: RefSeq, a predicted model, not a curated record